AUGACAGCGGCAACAGAACUGAGCGCUAAUGUGUGCGUCCAAAACGAGAGUGUGUUUGUUCAAGUGUUUCCUUUCCGUGUGUCUGUAGGAGAUCCAUCAUCUGGGUCAGAUUACAAAGCGGCGGGGAUCCUCGGUCGAUUCCGACUGACGGAUGAAAAGAAGACCAAAGAUGGCAGCUAUGUCAAUAACAGGAGUGGCCUCUGCUGA
Messenger RNA from Xyrichtys novacula (pearly razorfish), 207 nucleotides. NCBI's taxonomy places the organism in Eukaryota, Metazoa, Chordata, Actinopteri, Labriformes, Labridae. The record is from the annotation of a GenBank genome assembly.